UGUAAACAGUGAGAUCUCCAUUUUGUGUGUUUUUCCUAGAGGUUAGCGCUUACUUUCCUUUUGGCUGUGAACGACACAGCUAAUUCCGUGAUUUUCGGAUGCAAUUUUAUACCCAACACAUUGGAGUGGCUUGGAUGAUCCGAUUUGAUGACUUGCUUAUUCGUGUCCUGCUACGAUUCGCAAGGAGAACGCAAUCAGAUGUUUUCAUGUUUCUAGCCCAUUUGCGAGCAAAAUAAUACCAAAACAAGAACAACAAUGUCAGACGAUGUAUGGAGUCACAUCCAGCUACCAAACACCUGAGGGGAUCGUAAGAUGGGUCAAGGAAGAGUGAAGAAGAGCAGGAGUAACAAAAACAACAGCAGAGUUAGGCGUCGUCUGAUUGAAAACCCCUCAGAGGGAACCCUUCUCACCUGCGCUCCCGGCAGUGCCAUGUCCGUUGCCUUGGCAACCACCAUCGCGCCUUGUUCCUUCCAUCCAGCCAACUGAUGCAACCAGGUGACGUGCCCAGCGAACUCAGUAACAGACCUCAGCCUCCGCCACCGCUCCGUGGGCCUCUACCUGGAAUACCCAGAGCCUCCCACCACAAAGGUUAGUACAAAGGACCAGAGAGCCCAGGCCCAGCAGACUACCACGUCCCUUGGAAUCUGAAUCUUCACCCUUGGGGAGACCUACUCCUGCCUGGAAAACAGCAUUGCUGACUUCCACCUCUCCACACCCAGCAUGGACUCCCUGAUCGGGGACUCAGACCCCAACCUGUUCCCCAUGUCCAUGAGGACGGAGACAGCCUUCUCCCGGGACCAGGACCCUAUGGAUAUGGAUCAGGAAGGGUACAUUGGAAAAGACCAGAAACUGUUCAGCGACAACACUCUGGAUCUCCUCCAGGACUUUGAGUUGACAGGCUCCCCCUCAGACUUUUACGUAGGGGAAGACGCCUUCCUCUCCUCCCUAGCUGAAGACUCUCUCCUGGGGGAUGAAAGCCAGGAUCGUGGGGUCUCCAACUCCACCUCCAAGCCAGCUGCUACUAUGACCAAUAGUGGUAGUUUUAGCGGUUCCAACACCACCACAUUGAAUGGUAGCAGUCUACUAGCAUGUCAGGAUGAAUCCAACUCCAGCACCUCUACGACGACCACCGCCACUUUUCCCAUGGUGAAGGAAGCUGGCUUCAUCCAGCUGUGUACUCCAGGGGUGAUCAAACAGGAGAAGACGUCGGCCAUGCCUAGCUACUCCUGCCAGAUGAGUGGUAGUACCGGCGGCUCCACUUCCUCCUCCCCCUCCGAGCUGUCCAGCGCCAGCCCCAGCCCCAUCUCCAUCGGUGGGGUGAGCACCUCUGGAGGACAGAGCUACCACUUUGGAGGCAACAGUAGCAUCAACACCCCCUUGGCUUCCACUACCAGUGGAGCUUCUCAGCAGAAGGAUCAGAAGCCCUCAGUGUUCAGCCUGUAUCCUCCGCUGGUGACGGUAGGAGAGGCCUGGAACAACAUUAGCUAUGGGGACGGAGCUUCUGGAAUGCAAGGUCUCUCCAGCCCUACCUCUUUCUCCAGCAGCUUUGCCAGUUCAACCUCCAGGCAGGGUGGUGGCGCUGCGUCGUGUACAACCCAGGGCAAGGCCGGGACCGCCCAUAAGAUCUGUCUGGUGUGUUCAGAUGAGGCGUCUGGCUGUCACUACGGGGUGCUCACCUGCGGAAGCUGCAAGGUGUUCUUCAAGAGAGCCGUGGAAGGUACAGGGGCAAGGGGGCAACACAACUACCUGUGUGCUGGGAGGAAUGACUGCAUCAUCGAUAAGAUCAGAAGGAAGAACUGUCCAGCCUGCCGCUUCCGCAAGUGUCUCAUGGCAGGGAUGAACCUGGAAGCUCGUAAAACCAAGAAGCUGAACCGUUUAAAGGGGGUGCAGCAGCCCACCACGGUCGAGCUGUCCCCCCGUCCGCUCCCAGAGGCCAGGUCGCUGGUCCCCAAGUCCAUGCCCCAGCUCACCCCCACCAUGCUGUCUCUACUAAAGGCCAUCGAGCCAGACACCAUCUACUCUGGCUACGACGGCACCCUUCCAGACACCUCCACACGCAUCAUGACCACCCUCAACAGGCUGGGGGGACGACAGGUUGUAUCAGCCGUGAAGUGGGCCAAGGCCCUGCCAGGGUUCCGGAACCUUCACCUGGACGACCAGAUGACUCUGCUGCAGUGUUCCUGGUUGUUCCUCAUGUCCUUCAGCCUGGGCUGGAGGUCCUACCAACAGUGUGACGGGAACAUGCUCUGCUUCGCUCCAGACCUCGUCAUCAACCAGGACCGUAUGAAGCUGCCCUACAUGGCAGACCAGUGUGAACAGAUGUUGAAGAUCUCCAGUGAGUUUGUCAGGCUGCAGGUGUCUCAUGACGAGUAUCUGUGUAUGAAGGUUCUGCUGCUGCUCAGCACCGUGCCAAAAGAUGGUCUGAAGAGUCAGGCAGUGUUUGAUGAGAUCAGGAUGUCCUACAUCAAGGAGUUGGGGAAGGCCAUCGUCAAGAGGGAGGAGAACUCCAGCCACAACUGGCAGCGCUUCUACCAGCUCACCAAGCUUCUUGACUCCAUGCACGAGAUGGUUGGUGGGCUGCUGGAUUUCUGCUUCUACACGUUCGUCAACAAGUCUCUGUCGGUGGAGUUUCCAGAGAUGUUAGCAGAGAUCAUCAGCAACCAGUUACCAAAAUUCAAAGCAGGGAGCGUCAAGCCCCUCCUCUUCCACCAGAAAUGACUGUGUGGUGCCACCGCCACUGGCCGUGUCCACCACCGAGACACAAUGCCUUAAAAUCCCCUCACCUUCCCCUGACCGAGGGAGACAGGGAGGAAGAGAGGCUGUUGGGGAGAAAUUAUACAAUGUUCAGGGGUUUGCUGAUUUUGUGGAUGAAACAAGCGCCAUCGUUGGAGGAAGGAGAGAUUUGUCUAGAGAAGACGAGACGGAGAGAGCUGAGGAUUUUUGUUUUGUUUAACAUCAAUGAUCUAUGAUCCGGUAUAUAAAAUAAAUGUUUUCAUAAGUUUAAGUAUAAUCAAGGAUUGAACUAAACUAACCCUUUGUGUUUUCUCAGGUGUAUGACCCGCAGAACUUAACAAUAUCUAGAUGAAAUAAGUAUCUAUGUACAGAUUAUUAUGAUGAUGAGGAUGUCUAAGUUUCUGCUGCCACAGUAUAUACAGUUUAUUAUACAGGUCAUUUCUUACCUCAGCAAAGGUAACACUAUAACUAUCUUGUACUGUUAUUCAACAGGUUAACCCACUGUGUAUUCCUCUACCUACUGUUGAUUUUAGGACGUGGUUGUAACAGAGUUGAUUAUCAAGUCACAUGACGUUUUGUUUUCUUCGUAACUGUCAUUUUCCAAAGCAUGUUGCAUAGCUUUUUUUAAGUCAGUCGUAACAUGAUGAAAUAGUUUUAUAUAAUGAAAGCAUACAGUACACAGUUCACAGAUCUAUCUUUGUCUACAUUAAGCUACGUGCUGGCUGCCAGGUUUACACACUCCGUCGAUCAGAAAAAGGGAAGAAAAAAAAUGUGCCUUUUUUAGCUUGAAGUCUGAUUUUAGCCAUUCUCUCUCUGACUGUCCGAGGAUAGGUAUUCUUUCACCAUCACGGUUGAUCCUCAGUGUAUGUGAUUGUUUUGUUUCUAUUACAUGCAGUCCGUUUUCCUUUUUACAAUGGCUGCCGUGUUAGUCUGUUGCUAUUGCAGCUCAGUUAUGGCUCCUCGGUGUAAACUAUAACAAUAAGAUCAGUAGAUUUAAAUAAUACUCCCAAUCUGCAUACAUUAUUCACCUGAUCUCUUGUACACGUCUCAUUUUUAAAUACUAUUUUAGUACAAUGACCUGUGAAAGUACAUAGUAAAGAACAUGGCUUUAACUCUAUUGGAUGUUUGUAAAAGGAAGCUAUUAAUUGUCACCUUUUGAACUUAUUUUUGUCAGCAAAAGUACUUUUGUCCAUCGGUGAACCUUCUUCCUGUUGCUUUUGUUUUAACUGUUGUUUUGCUGUUUGUUUUUUUGCCCAUUUGUCAUUAUUGGAAUGUUUCGGAGAGAGCGAUGCGUCAGCCAAUCAAAAAUGGAGAGUGCAGAUUCCAUUUUUUUAAAUUAUGUAUCGACAGCCCCAAAACCAGAAGAGCUGGUUGCUAUGGUUUCCCCUAAGAUUUGAUGGGAAAAUGGCUGUUCUUGAAUUGAGUUGUACAGUAGUUGUUGGUCUCUUAAGGAAGAUCUAAAUAGUAACAGUCCAAGUCAGAGGGCCCAGUGUUGACCCUCAAUACUCUAUAUGCUGCUUUCUGUAUGAACACACUGGUGUUUGAAUGGAUAGUAGAGGGGUGUGUGUGUGUGAAUGAAACAUGGAUAACUUGUCAUUAUUAAUCCUUAUAGCGCUUACAUUCUGGCAACACUGACAUAUCACUGACAUAUCAGACAAUUUGACCAUUUUAUGAGAUGAAAAGCAGCAAUACACAGGGGUUCUGGAGAACUGACUGAUUGACCCUGGUCUCGGACAACCUCCCACUGCUGCUCUCACAACAACCCCUUACCCACCUAGUCAUCUUGCUUACAACAUCUCAGCUCUUAUUGUUUCUCUCUCUCGCUCUGUGUGUGUGUGUGUGUGUGUGUGUGUGUGUGUGUGUGUUACUUAAAAGUUUUCCAGUAAAGCACUUAGUACUAACAUCCUUCUCUGUCAUCUUGUUUCUCACUCAAACUGUGAGCGUGUCCCAAAUGACUCCCUGUUCCCUUUGUAGUGUGUUACUUUUGACCAGGGCAAGGCUCUGGUCCAAAGUAGUGCACAAAAUAGGGAAUAAGGUGCUAUUUUGGACGUAGUCUGUAGCUUAGUGGAUGAGGAGGGGAAAAGACAUCAACCAGGAGACAUUCGGCCCAGCAACAGAGGACUGGGGUUUCCCAGUCCUCUAAGGGGAAAUAGUUUUCUUCUAAAAACAUGUUUUCAUUGUAAUGUAAUUGUAUGGUGUUGUCACAUUCCGUACAUUUGAGGGGGAUUUGAGAGAAUUGUUAACCCGAGACGUGAAGCCAUUUUGAAAAGGUGGGAUCUGUUCUAACUUUUUACCUAACCUGCAUUAAAAAAUGCAAUGCCAGUUAUUUGUUUGCUGUCAUUGGUCUAUUUACAUGUUGGAAAACUGGCAUCUCUUAUUUUGUGAUUUUCAUACACUAUGCCAAUAAGAAGCUACAUUAGUGGUUUUUAACAACAACUAGAUCAUACUCAGGUUGUUGUCAUUGGUUAAAAAUGUAUGUGGUCAUCUAUGUUCACUGAUGGAACUGUUUUUAAAACCAAAAACGUUCAGUUUUGAUUCCCAGGGUGUGUUUUUCUGACAUAAUGAAUUAACAGUCGGGUUAAAUAAAAGCUCACCUGGCCGUUCAGGUACGUUAGUUUCAUACAUACUGGACAUGCAAAAGUCGUCAUUUGAUUUUCUCACUACUUGAUUAGCCAUUGUUAACUUCCCAAUAUAUCCUAAAGGAAAACAUUUAUUUUUCUUUCAAUGGAUAAAAUUAGAAAAUGAAGUCUCCCUGCUUGUGGAUUUCCUAUGGGUUACUUUCACAUUCAGUGUGGCUAUAAAUCAUUCUCUGCUGUUGCCUUUCAUAUAACAGGUAUGAAACCACAAACUACUACCAAAAAUGUAUUGGUCUCUGUGGAAUUGUAUUAUGCAGUACAUUUUUUACAAGAAAAUCUGAAAAUAUGCAAUAGAAAUGACAAAUACCUGAGUUCCAUGUGUUGCUCUAAACAGAGAUUAUAGACAUGUACUGUCGUUUUCUUUUCCAAUAUAAGCUAUUUUAGACAGAAAAUGUUCACUUUAGUGAAUGAACUCUGCAGGACAGAUUUUCAGGAAAAGUUUCAAGUGUCAAUAUAUAUAACCAUUUAUUUAGACAACACAGUUCCAGUAUAUUAGAUUUUCUACCAGGUGGCCAAAGCAAAUCCAGACUCAAAGUUUCCCUGUAGUUUUAGUAGCUCUUGGAGUGACAGACGUACAGGACUUUGUCGUAUAACACAUUUUAUAUUUCCUUUUUUGUGUGGCUUUGGUCAAAUGUUGUGUACUAAUAUUAUGAAUAUAGUCAGUCAGUCAAAAAACUUCGCACAAACUGUUUGUGAAAGUAAUCAACCAGCUUGAACCUGACAAUUUGCACUACCCCAAAUAUUAUUUUGAAAUUCUAUUUUGUAUAAAACAGAUGUUAAAUUUGAAACGUAUUAUCAAGGGCAGAAAGAUGAUGAUGAUGAUGAUGAUGAUUCACAGGUAUAUGCUUUCCUUUGAAGAUGACUUGUUUAGCUUAUACACAAUUUUAAUUAUGUACAUAUAACCCAAUGUAAAGAAAAACAAUGUGUUGUAUUUCUCCCACAAAUAAUAGUUUUCUAUAUCCUCUGUAUUAUUGCUCAUCUGUAGUAGGUCAUGUUGAUGCUUUUCCUUCCAUUAAAUGUUGAACUACGUCUUCGUUGUUUGUGGUACCUAUUCAAAACAAGAAAUUGUAUGCAGAUUGAUCAUGUUAACUCACUUUAUCUGAACAAUGAAAAAAGUCACCUUGUCAGAUAUACUUUUAAUAAUCACAUUAUUACAAUAAUUAAGCAAUGGUUCAUUCAAUAAAGAGGCUUUUCCAUU
This is a messenger RNA of Salmo salar (Atlantic salmon), 6567 nucleotides long. Its product is annotated as glucocorticoid receptor-like. Gene Ontology annotation, biological process: regulation of DNA-templated transcription; nuclear receptor-mediated glucocorticoid signaling pathway. Gene Ontology annotation, molecular function: steroid binding; nuclear glucocorticoid receptor activity; zinc ion binding. The record is from RefSeq and is a predicted model, not a curated record. Gene Ontology annotation, cellular component: nucleus. Lineage: Eukaryota; Metazoa; Chordata; Actinopteri; Salmoniformes; Salmonidae.